AUGCCUUUGAUGUCUCGUGUUGCUCUGACCUUGGGUCUAACCCUCGGUGCUGCUGCUGCCCCAAACUCCAUCGCUGCCCCUAAGGGUACCGAGAGCCUCACUCUGGCCCUUCUUGGUGACUACGGUUGGACUGGCUGGCAGCCUCUGCCUUUGGAUUUCUGCAACAAUGUCUUGUCAAAGCUCGAGGCCGACGGUGUGGAGAUCCCCAAAGCUAUUCUGAAUGACUGCGAUGCUGGUGACCGUCUGGACAUCUCCAAUGCCACAAUUGAGGAGACCCGCACGGCUCGCUACAUUGAAAAGGUCUGUCUUAAGAAGAACUGCGAUGCCUUUGUGUCUGUCGGCGAUAACUUCUACGACAGCGGUGUGGACUUCACAUCGGAGGGUAUCCAGCGCUUCUACGAGGGCUGGGCUGACAUGUACGUCGGCGAAGCCUUCGACAACAAGACCUGGUACCAGGCUCUUGGCAACCACGACGUUGUCGCCGGCCAGGCUGGUGUUGAUUUCCAAACAAGUCUUGCGCCCCUGAUCGAUGACCGCUGGUACUUUGGGCACGAGAACCUGCCGUACUACACCUACGACUUGACCGGCUCUGACUGGACCGCAACAUUCGUGGUCGUGGACUCUGAUUGCUUUAUCAACAAGUACCAGGUCAACACCUCAGUUUACAACACCGACUAUGUGAUCUCCUGCCACAAGGAAACCCAAAAGCAGGUGGACUUUUUGCGCGAGUCUUUUGCUAAGUCCGACGCUACUUGGAAGAUCCUGCAGAUCCACCACGGCUAUAUGUCCUCCUCAACCAACUAUACCGAGCUGAACCCCUUGAUGGAAAUUGUUCGCGAAAACAAUGCCGUCGUCAUCAACGGCCAUGAUCACUGCUUGGCCCACUACCAGUAUGAAGGCACUGACUUUGUCCUCACCGGUGGCGCAGGCUAUGCUGAAGCCGGCGACUGCAACUACGGUGUUCCUAUCGGUCCCUACGCCAAGUGGCUUGGUGCCGAUGCCGAUCAGGCUGCCAACGGUUUUGUGACUCUUGAUAUCGACCGCAGCGCCUUGAACUUUGAGUACUACGUCCGGGAUAUGCGCAUGAAGGGUGCCGACUACUACGUUGUCAAGGACGAAAUGAAGCCCUCCUAUAGCUUCGCCGUUACCAAGCACGCGACCAAGGCCUAG
Penicillium pulvis is the source of this 1170-nucleotide messenger RNA. RefSeq lists its product as uncharacterized. Lineage: Eukaryota; Fungi; Ascomycota; Eurotiomycetes; Eurotiales; Aspergillaceae. The record is from RefSeq and is a predicted model, not a curated record. The transcript is spliced from 3 exons. Gene Ontology annotation, molecular function: acid phosphatase activity; ferric iron binding; ferrous iron binding. Bases 1 to 1170 code for a protein of 389 amino acids.